GUUCAUUUCAUUUCAUUCAUUUGUGUAUGUGGCAGCCGCGGGUGCAUUGUUCGUCAUUUCUCUAUACAAAUAAAAGAGUUAUUAUAUUCAUCUAGUUUUUCUUCAUGUAGAAUCAAAUUGGAAUAACACCGCGAUAUUAGAAGAUCGCUCGUAGGCCGUUUCGGUUUAGAUAGAGCAAAGAACCGUAGCAACCAUGGCUCAAGUUUUGCCGAUACGCUUUCAGGAGCAUUUACAGCUCACAAACAUUGGGAUAAAUCCGGCUUCGAUAUCCUUCAACACACUCACCAUGGAGUCGGACAAGUUCAUCUGUGUCAGAGAGAAGGUGGGUGAUACGUCAGAGGUGGUAAUCAUCGACAUGGCUGACCCCACCAAUCCCAUCAGGAGACCGAUCAGCGCAGAUUCUGCUAUCAUGAACCCAGCGAGCAAGGUCAUUGCAUUAAAAGGAAAGGCUGGAGUAGAAGCAGCGCAAAAGACCCUCCAAAUAUUCAACAUUGAAAUGAAAUCGAAGAUGAAGGCACACACCAUGACCGAGGACGUUGUGUUCUGGAAAUGGAUCUCACCGAACACCCUCGCCUUAGUCACGAAGAUGUCAGUCUAUCACUGGUCCAUGGAAGGCGACUCCACUCCUGUCAAGAUGUUCGACCGACACUCGUCGCUUGCUGAGUGCCAAAUCAUAAACUACAGGACAGACCCGAAACAACAAUGGCUGUUGCUUGUUGGCAUAUCAGCUCAACAGAACCGCGUGGUGGGAGCAAUGCAAUUGUACUCAGUGGAGCGCAAGUGCUCGCAGCCCAUAGAGGGCCACGCAGCUUCCUUCGCAACGUUCAAGGCGGAGGGAAACGCUGAACCGUCCACUCUCUUCUGUUUCGCCGUGAGGACUCCUCAGGGUGGAAAACUGCAUAUUAUUGAGGUGGGUCAAACCCCAGCUGGCAACCAGCCGUUCCCUAAAAAAGCGGUAGAUGUUUUCUUUCCCGCCGAGGCCCAGAGCGACUUCCCCGUGGCCAUGCAGGUGUCGCCGAAGUAUGACGUCAUCUACCUAAUCACAAAGUACGGCUACAUACACAUGUACGACAUCGAGACCGGCACCUGUAUCUACAUGAACCGUAUCUCAUCGGAUACUAUAUUCGUGACGGCGCCCCACGAGUCCACCGGCGGAAUAAUUGGUGUCAAUCGUAAAGGCCAAGUCCUCUCAGUGACAGUAGAAGAAGACUCAAUAGUUCCGUACAUUAACACGGUGCUGCAGAACCCUGAACUAGCGCUCCGCCUCGCCGUGAGGAACAACCUUGCCGGUGCGGAGGAGCUGUUUGUGAGGAAGUUUAACAUGCUGUUCACUAACGGCCAAUAUGGAGAAGCAGCUAAAGUAGCAGCCAUGGCACCCCGUGGUAUCCUCCGAACACCGCAAACUAUACAGCGGUUCCAGCAGGUGCCUACUCAGCCAGGACAGACUUCCCCACUGUUACAGUACUUCGGGAUAUUGCUAGACCAGGCGCAGCUGAACAAGUUCGAAUCCCUUGAAUUAUGUCGCCCUGUAUUGUUGCAAGGACGCAAACAGCUGCUAGAAAAAUGGUUAAAAGAAGAGAAGUUAGAGUGUUCUGAAGAGCUUGGAGAUCUUGUGAAGCAGGUUGACCCCACUCUUGCGUUAUCAGUGUACCUGAGGGCCAAUGUUGCAAGCAAAGUUAUUCAAUGUUUUGCUGAGACUGGCCAAUUCCAGAAAAUUGUUCUUUAUGCUAAGAAGGUUGGAUACACUCCGGACUAUAUUUACCUUCUCCGCUCCGUUAUGCGCACCAAUCCUGAACAAGGUGCCGGGUUUGCUGGCAUGCUGGUUGCCGAAGAUCCUCCAUUAGCAGACAUUCAGCAGAUUGUCGAUGUUUUCAUGGAGCAGAAUAUGGUGCAACAAUGCACUGCCUUCCUACUCGACGCUUUGAAGAAUAACAGACCCGAGGAGGGGCCCUUGCAAACCAGGCUGCUGGAGAUGAACCUGAUGUCGGCGCCGCAGGUGGCGGACGCCAUCCUGGGCAACGGCAUGUUCACGCACUACGACCGCGCACACGUGGCGCAGCUCUGCGAGAAGGCGGGUCUGCUGCAGCGCGCGCUGGAGCACUACACCGACCUCUACGACAUCAAGCGCGCCGUGGUUCACACCCACCUGCUAUCAGCUGACUGGUUGGUCAGCUACUUCGGGACAUUAUCUGUUGAAGAUUCGCUUGAAUGUCUCAAGGCUAUGCUCCAAGCGAAUAUCCGUCAGAACUUACAAAUCUGCGUACAAAUAGCGACCAAGUAUCACGAGCAGUUAACGACGAAGGCACUGAUUGAAUUAUUUGAAAGUUUCAAAACUUAUGAAGGACUCUUCUACUUCCUCGGAUCUAUUGUUAACUUCAGCCAGGAUUCAGAAGUUCAUUUCAAAUAUAUUCAGGCUGCCUGCAAAACGGGACAAAUCAAAGAAGUUGAGCGUAUUUGUCGUGAAUCGAACUGCUACAACGCUGAGAGAGUCAAGAACUUCCUGAAAGAAGCCAAACUGCCUGAUCAACUGCCUCUUAUCAUCGUUUGCGAUCGUUUUGACUUCGUGCAUGACUUAGUACUCUAUCUGUACAGAAACAGCCUGCAGAAAUACAUUGAAAUAUACGUGCAAAAGGUUAACCCGUCUCGCUUACCCGUAGUUGUCGGCGGUCUUUUAGACGUAGAUUGUGCAGAGGAUAUCAUCAAAAACUUGAUUCUCGUUGUACGCGGACAAUUCUCCACCGACGAACUUGUCGCUGAAGUCGAAAAGAGGAACAGAUUGAAGUUGCUCCUGCCUUGGUUAGAGACUCGCGUGCACGAAGGUUGCAACGAGCCCGCCACACACAAUGCCCUCGCCAAGAUCUACAUUGAUUCUAAUAAUAACCCUGAGAGGUUCCUCAAGGAAAAUCAAUGGUAUGACUCGCGCGUGGUGGGGCGCUACUGCGAGAAGCGCGACCCGCACCUGGCGUGCGUGGCGUACGAGCGCGGCCAGUGCGACCGCGAGCUGAUCGCCGUCUGCAACGACAACUCGCUGUUCAAGACGCAGGCGCGCUACCUCGUGCGGCGCCGCGACCAGGACCUCUGGCUCGAGGUGCUCGCCGAGUCCAACCCCUUCAAGAGGCAGCUCAUCGAUCAGGUGGUGCAAACAGCACUCUCAGAAACCCAAGAUCCAGAAGAUAUAUCUGUGACUGUAAAGGCGUUCAUGACAGCUGACCUGCCCAAUGAACUAAUUGAGUUGCUUGAGAAGAUUGUUCUAGAUAAUUCCGUUUUCUCAGAUCACAGAAACCUACAGAACUUGCUGAUAUUGACAGCUAUCAAGGCGGACCGCACUCGCGUUAUGGAAUACAUCAACCGCUUGGACAACUAUGACGCUCCCGACAUCGCAAACAUCGCUAUCAACAACGAACUGUAUGAAGAGGCUUUUGCAAUCUUUAAGAAAUUCGACGUCAACACCUCAGCCAUACAAGUGCUGAUAGAUCAAGUGAAAGACCUUAAACGCGCUUAUGAAUUCGCUGAACGUUGCAACGAGCCCGGAGUCUGGUCUCAGCUUGCUAAGGCGCAACUACAACAGGGGCUGGUGAAAGAAGCCAUCGACUCGUAUAUCAAGGCUGACGACCCAUCCGCCUACAUGGACGUUGUGGCAACCGCCACUAAGCAGCAAUCGUGGGAGGAUCUCGUGCGCUAUUUGCAGAUGGCACGCAAGAAAGCCCGCGAGUCGUACAUCGAAUCCGAACUUAUCUACGCAUACGCUCGCACCGCACGUCUGGCUGAUCUCGAAGAAUUCAUUUCGGGACCAAACCAUGCGGACAUUCAAAAGAUUGGUGAUCGUUGCUUCGAUGAUAAAAUGUACAAUGCGGCUAAGUUGUUGUACAAUAACGUCAGCAACUUUGCUCGCUUAGCCAUUACAUUGGUGCAUCUUAAGGAAUUCCAAGGUGCGGUGGACAGCGCUCGCAAAGCGAACUCGACGCGCACUUGGAAGGAGGUGUGCUUCGCGUGCGUAGACGCGGGCGAGUUCCGACUGGCGCAGAUGUGCGGCCUGCAUAUCGUUGUGCACGCAGACGAGCUCGAGGACCUCAUUAAUUACUACCAGGAUCGAGGCCACUUCGAUGAGCUGAUCAGCUUGCUGGAAGCAGCUUUAGGCUUGGAAAGAGCCCACAUGGGAAUGUUCACAGAACUCGCCAUUCUUUAUUCAAAGUUCAAGCCUGGCAAGAUGCGCGAACAUUUGGAGCUGUUUUGGUCACGAGUCAACAUACCGAAGGUUCUACGUGCAGCAGAGCAGGCGCAUCUGUGGUCCGAACUUGUAUUCCUUUACGACAAAUACGAAGAAUACGAUAACGCGGCGCUUACUAUGAUGCAGCACCCAACUGAGGCUUGGCGCGAGGGUCACUUCAAAGACAUUAUCACUAAGGUUGCCAACAUGGAGCUCUACUACAAAGCUAUUCAGUUCUAUCUCGACUACAAGCCCCUCCUGCUGAACGACCUCCUCCUAGUACUGGCGCCGCGUAUGGACCACACGCGCGCCGUCGCGUUCUUCACCAAGGCUGGACACUUGCAACUCGUUAAAGCCUACCUGAGAUCUGUCCAAAGUCUCAACAAUAAGGCGGUCAACGAAGCUCUCAACUCUUUACUUAUUGAUGAGGAAGAUUACCAGGGUCUGCGAACAUCGAUAGAUGCUUUCGACAAUUUCGACACUAUUGCGCUGGCGCAGCAACUAGAGAAACACGAACUCACCGAAUUUAGACGAAUCGCUGCUUACUUAUACAAAGGCAACAACCGGUGGAAGCAGAGCGUGGAAUUGUGCAAGAAGGAUGCUUUAUACGCGGACGCUAUGGAGUACGCGUCUGAAUCUCGCCAGCCGGAAGUGGCGGAGGAACUGCUCGACUGGUUCUUGGAAAGAAAUAACUUUGAGUGCUUCUCUGCUUGUCUUUAUCAGUGCUAUGACCUCCUGAAACCUGACGUCGUAAUCGAACUCGCGUGGAGGCACAAUAUCAUGGACUUCGCCAUGCCAUACCUUAUUCAGACGGUACGCGAAUUAACGACAAAAGUAGAAAAGUUAGAAGAAGCAGACGCCAAACGCAGUACAGAGAGUGCUGAACAAGAAGCCAAGCCCGCUAUGAUCAUGGAACCUCAGCUUAUGCUCACAGCUGGUCCGUCCAUGCCGUACCCGGGCGUGCCGGCGCAGGCGUCCCCCUACGCGUACGCGGCGCAGGCCCCGUCGCCCGCGCCCUACCACGGCUACGGCAUGUAGGGAACCGCCGCCCCGACCUGGGGAGCGUACGCGCGCUUCUGAGCGCCCGCACUCGCCGACACCGGGGACCGCCGACAUUACCGACACGCCGACGCUGAACUCA
Messenger RNA from Vanessa atalanta (red admiral), 5348 nucleotides. It is a transcript of the gene Chc, whose product is annotated as clathrin heavy chain. Gene Ontology annotation, biological process: intracellular protein transport; receptor-mediated endocytosis. Gene Ontology annotation, molecular function: structural molecule activity; clathrin light chain binding. Lineage: Eukaryota; Metazoa; Arthropoda; Insecta; Lepidoptera; Nymphalidae. Gene Ontology annotation, cellular component: clathrin coat of trans-Golgi network vesicle; clathrin complex; clathrin-coated endocytic vesicle. Bases 194 to 5245 code for a protein of 1683 amino acids. The record is from RefSeq and is a predicted model, not a curated record. The transcript is spliced from 29 exons.